Diaporthe batatas is the source of this 2437-nucleotide messenger RNA. RefSeq lists its product as uncharacterized. Gene Ontology annotation, molecular function: tRNA-specific adenosine-34 deaminase activity. The transcript is spliced from 2 exons. The record is from RefSeq and is a predicted model, not a curated record. Gene Ontology annotation, cellular component: nucleus; cytoplasm. The coding region runs from base 475 to 1746 and encodes 423 amino acids. Lineage: Eukaryota; Fungi; Ascomycota; Sordariomycetes; Diaporthales; Diaporthaceae.
CGCGAAACGCGACAGCCUUGACUCUUGCGUGAUUGCAUGGAUCGAAGUUUCCCAACCUCCUCGCCUGAGCAGAAAGAACUGUCUUGUGGUUAAUCCUGCUCCCUCCUCAUCCCAGACGAUUCAUAGUUGACCCGACCAGAUCCCUCACACUGGAGCCACUUGCAAAUGCUCUUUCCCCCGUCCUAACUUCAUCCAUCCGCCGCCACUCGAAUACAUUCAAACUACAUCGCGAAGCACCAUGCGCACCUGCCAAGACUAGGAGAUCUCGACAAAAGCAGUCUUCGACGAGCUGGUCCCGACCUCGACCCAGCACCACCCGAUUGCUCGUCCCCGACCACCGUGAGACUACGGGCGUGGUGUAGUUCUCUAUCAUUGUUUUCUUUUUGGAGCUUCAAGUGGCACUAGACCUCAGACGACGACCACUACUAUCUCGAGACCAGCAAAUUGCGAAUUUUCUUCUCCGGUGCUGGCACAAUGGCUGCCGUGGAUGGCAAUAAUUCCAACAACAUGGACGACAUCUUGGCGGCCCAGCAGCAGGUGGUUAAAGACAUCUUGCCAGCUGGUGUCAACCACGGCGUCUUGAUACCUCUGAAGACUACACUGGAGCUUCGUGAUGACCACCGCUGUGUCAAUGUGGUGAUCACUCGAGUCCCUGUCAAGAGCGCCAAUGCCGUCAUUACUUUGCUUCGCGAUCUCCUGCCUGAGGCCAUUGCUAAAGGCAUGCCUCACUUGCGUAGAUGCGCGAAGCCUGUGGACCUCCCUGCCCACCUGAAGCUGCAGUUUAUGCACGACGAUGCCAGCAGCCGACAGAUACACACAGGAAAAUCGCAAUGGAUCUACAUCAUAGUCGGACCAGCGGCCAACUUGUCCAAACAGGAGCUUCUCAACGGCUUGUGCUCAGUUGAGGGGCUUGUUGAUGCCAAUGGGUCCGCCCGUGGCCCGUGGCUCUCUACUAUCCCAGUUCCCUCGCUGGCACCAACUUCUCAGAUCCAGGCUGCGAUGUGGUCUGAGCAAUACUGGCCAUGUGUGUACCGAAAGAACAACCCACUUGGCCCCCACCCUGGCAUGGUGACCCGGUACACGGACGAGAUCAGGUCAGAUGCGUCCAUCUGGGUGGGCUUGGCACACCAGGUCGCUGAGAAAGGCAAGGAGGCCGGCUACGGUGAGCCCAUGGGGGCUUGCAUUGUUCAUCGUGGUCCAGAUGGCUGCCGGGUCGUGGCCCUAGCAGCUGACGCCCGCUGGCACAAGCAGCCAAAGACAUGCAGCACCGGCAACCCAAUGGCCCACUCAGUCAUGCGGGCAAUAAGCAUGGUUGCCCAGAAGUUGGUUCGAGCAGAACAGCGGGUAGGCGGGGGCCCCGAGGUUGUGUUGGAGUUCGAGGCUUUCCAAGACAAGCCCCUGCUGGAUGAGGAGCAAAAGGUAUUCAAAGAGGACCACCCAACACCAGACGGAUACCUCUGCCACGAUCUGGAACUCUACGUCACUCACGAGCCCUGUGUGAUGUGUUCCAUGGCAAUUCUACACUCACGCAUGGGUAAGGUCGUCUUCAGCGAGCGAAUGACUCUGACGGGCGGGAUGACAUCGGAGGUCCGUGGACACAAUCAGCCACACCUGGCGGAGCUUGGCGGCGGUCACGGCCUCGGGCUAUUCUGGCGCAGAGAGCUGAACUGGAGCUUGGUUGCAUGGGAGUGGGAGGGCAAGAAAUGCGUCCCACAUCACGAGGUUCACCCCACAGUCCAUGCUUGACGCGCAUGGAGUUGCAACCGGCACGCUAGCAACCAGGGGGUAGAAAACGACGGAAGAAGACCUUGUGAACAGUGCUAGUCAUCGCUUUCACCGAUCGAGCCUAUGAGGCCCUCGAGGCGAGACCUCCCAACAUCCGGGUGGCUCUUGAAAGGCACUCGGCUUCUAAGAAUGGAUUAUGUAGCCAUGAGUGUCAGUGACACCCUGCUGAAGGCACCGUUCGAGCUGCGGCUAGAGCAACAGUGUGCCAUCGGUGAGGAGGGAACAAAGCCCUGCACCUGUUGCUUCACUGCAACCGAGCUGGUUGUAGAAGAGCCGCUUGGAGCUAUUCAUCCCGAGCAAGAAAUUAUGGCCCAACACUCUGGCAACACUGCGAAAAGGAUCCAGGCUGGGUGUGACCACCCUGGCGUCACUAGAGCUUAUAUCUAUUGGCGGCAGCCUGCGGGCUUCCACAUAUCAGAUUCGGAGCCUGUCAGGGAACUUAGAAAAUCAAGUCCAGGGCGGUGGUGGACAAGGCCAUACUUAGAUAGUUUUGGCUGGCUUUGGGAGGGUGAGCCACUGGUCCGUCCCUAGGUAGUAAUUUACCCAGGCAUGAAGAACGUGUCCGCGGUAAGUUCAAGGACGGCAUCCAAGACGUGCCAGGUUCUGAUGACAGCAGUCAGGGGCUGGUUGCUCAGUGAGAAAGAAUCCAUGA